Messenger RNA from Arthroderma uncinatum, 1377 nucleotides. Its product is annotated as lipase/serine esterase. The record is from RefSeq and is a predicted model, not a curated record. Lineage: Eukaryota; Fungi; Ascomycota; Eurotiomycetes; Onygenales; Arthrodermataceae. The transcript has 2 exons. Gene Ontology annotation, molecular function: monoacylglycerol lipase activity. The coding region runs from base 1 to 1377 and encodes 458 amino acids.
AUGGAGGAAAGCAAUCUGCUGCCUAAACAGGCGAAGGCAGAGCACCUUUGCGUGCUGAUUCACGGACUCUGGGGCAACCCGACACAUCUUGAUUAUAUAGUUUCCUCCCUAAGAGAGAAGUAUGAGGAAUCGUCACUACAGAUCCUGUGCCCGAAAAGCAAUGCAGGAACCCUCACCUACGAUGGCAUUGAGCUUGGCGGAGAGCGAGUAGCGCAUGAGGUCGAGGAGGCGAUAAGGAGCUCUGCGGAGCAAGGAUGCAAGAUUCGCAAGCUGAGCGUUGUAGGGUACUCACUGGGCGGGCUAAUCGCUCGAUAUGCCAUCGGUCUACUCUAUGCGAAGGGGUAUUUCGAUGACAUAGAGCCGGUCAACUUUACUACUUUUGCAUCGCCGCAUGUUGGCGUGAGAAGCCCCGCAAGGAAAAGCCAUUUCUGGAAUGUACUCGGUGCCAGAUGCGUCUCAACGUCAGGCCGACAACUCUUCAUGAUUGAUUCAUUCCGCGACACUGGAAAGCCGCUUCUCAGCAUCCUUGCUACCCCUGGAAGCAUAUUUAUGCUUGCGCUUGCGAAAUUCAGACAUCGAACCCUCUAUGCAAAUGCUGUUAACGACCUUAGUGCCGUUUAUUACACGACUGCGAUAUCUAGGACGGAUCCCUUUACACAAGUGGAUGAUCUCUCAAUAAGCUAUGUCGAUGGUUACGCGCCGGUAGUCAUUAAUCCUGAUCGGCCAAUACUUCUUAGACCAAAAUCCCAAUCCCUAAUUGGUUGGCUAGCAUCAACCGCGCGGUCGACGAUAUCAGUGCUCCCGUUUCGGUUGUUCUUAUUUACCGUCGUCGGUUUUGCGUCCGUGAUAUUCGUUGUGAACGCAGCGUAUCAGACUAUUCUGAGCGAGAAACGCAUCCGUCUCCACGAGCAAGGUAGAUCCGGGGUAUUUUACAAUACAUAUAGGGUCCCACUAAUUAUGGAGGGGUUCCGGAACGCUGUCGAGGACAUGUACGAAACUGCCAAUGCUGCACAGAAGCCGGAGUAUAUCUCGAACCCAGUUCCGGAAGAGGGUCCCCAUGGUGCGAGCAGCGAAUACCCAAAUUCUACUCAACCAGAACGCGCGGAAGCUGCAUCUACUUCAAAGGAACCUCAUCAAUGCGCGGAUAACACCACUACCCACGAAGAAGGAGAUGCCCCCUUUCCUACCCUUGCUUUAACCACCGCUCAGUUCCGAAUUAUUGACAAUCUUGACUCAGUGGGAUUCCGCAAGUACCCGGUCUAUAUCCAUCAAGUGCGGCAUAGUCAUGCAGCUAUCAUCGUGAGGAUGCCUAGGGAGUCGUUUAAGGAAGGGAAGAUUGUUGUGAGGCACUGGAUAGAGGAGGAGUUCCGCAUCUGA